This is a messenger RNA of Olea europaea var. sylvestris, 1069 nucleotides long. RefSeq lists its product as uncharacterized. NCBI's taxonomy places the organism in Eukaryota, Viridiplantae, Streptophyta, Magnoliopsida, Lamiales, Oleaceae. Bases 538 to 849 code for a protein of 103 amino acids. The record is from RefSeq and is a predicted model, not a curated record. The transcript has a single exon.
UCCUCCCAAAUAAUAUAAAAGUCUUAAUCCCUUUCUAGUCAUAGUUUAGCAGGAUAGCCUUAGCCACUCCUUGUCUCACUUAUUUUUCAUCAUUAUCACUAUCCAUCAACCUCAAAAUUUUCAACCCCACCCCAUUACCACGCCCUGCUGGUCUUAUUUUUCUGCUAAGCAUUAAACAGAAAAAUACUGUGUGAAUAUAGUGAAUCUGAAAAUUGAUGGCCAGGAAAAAGAUGUAUUUUUUCCUUGCUUAUCAGUGGUUUUCUCAAGGAAAUGAUUCUGUUCAAUUGGGAGCGUGUUAUUUUUUGGGUUAUCUGUAGAGGGAAAGAAACUUUUUGGUGCUUAGUUUAUGGAUAAAGUUGAAUACAUUAGCUAAAAGAGAGUUUGGUUCUCCCUGGCUGCCCACAGGAAACUGCAAGAGACAGCCCACUUGUUCUUGAAAUGAUAGAGAACCUGAAUAUUUUGGAAUAGAAAAAUGAAAAAUCAGAAGUUAUUAGUUUUUUAGAGUCUGGCAGUUUUUUUUCAUAAAGAAAAAAUUGUAUGAUGAAGAAGACUAAGGAGGUAUCAGUAGCAAUAGCAGAAUCGUCAAUAAGCGAAGAGCCCCAGCAACAGAAGAGAAAGAGAGGGAGGCCUAGGAAAAUUGUCGAGAAAAUCGAGGAAAUUAAAACAGCAGCAGCAGAAUAUGAAGAUGUUUUAGAGGGUGAAUCCAAUAAAGCAGAAACUAUUGAAAGAGAAGAAGAGAAAAAAGAAGAGUUGCAGAUUGAAGAAACACAAGUGUCAAAGCAACAGCCUCCAAGCAGCAGCAGCAGCAGCAGAGCUAGGAGAAAAAGCAAGCCCAGAAAGAGCAGCUGAAGAAAUUGAAUUGGUACUUUCUUGCUCUUUUUAUGGGUAGAAGCUAGAAAGAAAAAUGACGCAAGAAAUCUGGAGUCAAAAAAUAGAAUAGGUGAUGAACAAAUGAAUGCCCUAUUCUGCUCAUCUUGUAACUUAAUUGUUCUAUGCUCAGAUGUUGAAGAGGUACUAUUCUUUUGAUGGGUUUAGCAUUUUUAAUAGUCGAAUCUGUGCAUUUCUCUAA